This is a messenger RNA of Cynara cardunculus var. scolymus (artichoke), 1517 nucleotides long. RefSeq lists its product as uncharacterized. The coding region runs from base 16 to 1155 and encodes 379 amino acids. The transcript is spliced from 2 exons. Lineage: Eukaryota; Viridiplantae; Streptophyta; Magnoliopsida; Asterales; Asteraceae. The record is from RefSeq and is a predicted model, not a curated record.
GAAUAUUUGUGAAAAAUGUUGAGGAAGAGGACCAGAUCACACCAGAAAGAUCAACAAAACAUGGGUCAGGCUCAACAUCUGAUUCCUGAUUCUUAUUCUAAUGAGUCUUGUUAUUCAAAUUCUGAUGCUUUCUUGAAACAGAAACACAAAACCAAUUCCUUUUUCACUGUUCCAGGUCUGUUUGUUGGGCUAAACCCUAAAACCUCAGAAUCUGAUUCAGUUAGAAGCCCCACUUCUCCUUUGGAUUUCAAGGUUUUUUCAAAACCAAACCUUGGGAAUUUGCCAACAAGGGCUUCUAAACAGAAUGAAGCAACUCAAAAGAGUUGGGAUUGUAACAAAGUAGGCUUAAGCAUUAUAGAAUCUCUCGAGGAUGAGAUGAAACCCUCUGCUGGAAAAAUACUUCGCUCAUCGGACAGUAAGAACAUUCUUUUCGCACCCCAAAUGAGAAUUUUGAACAAUCCAAGUUUGAAAACUGCCAGUUUUGAUCCUUUCGACUCACUAUCGAACUCACUCCCUAAGAAUUAUGCAAUUUUCCCUUUUACCCAGAUCAAGAAAUCCAAUCCUAAACUGAUUAAUCCGUUAGCACAAGAACCAUUUGCUAAGUUUUGGUCUCAUUCGUUGGAUUCUGCAAAUCUUGGAGCAAACUUGACCAGUUUAACAACCCGCCCGACCAACCUUAGUACUGGUUUGUCAAAUGGACAGAACCUCGGGAAAGAUUUAGUGGCGUCCCUUUCCGCAAGUGAGAUUGAGCUUUCCGAGGAUUAUACAUGUGUUAGAAAACAUGGGCCUAACCCUAAAACAACUCAUAUCUUUGGUGACUGUAUUUUAGAGCGUCACGAUGAUGAGUUCAUUGCUAAAUCUCCCAAGUGUGAAGAAAAUGAGAUUAAACCCUCUGAAGUCCUGACUUCAUACCUCUCUGAUGAUUUCUUGAGCUUUUGUUACUCUUGCAAGAAGAAGUUGGAGGGGGAAGACAUCUACAUGUACAGAGGUGAGAAAGCAUUUUGCAGUUGGAAUUGCCGGUCAGAGGAGAUUCUGAUCGAGGAAGAGAUGGAGAAAAACAACAGGGAGGCGGGUGCAUCUUCACAAAUUGAGAUUAUCCCCAAACUGGAAAGCUGUGAGGAACUUUUUGAGACCUCCAUGUUCAUCGCUGCAUAAAAGGAGAGAAGAAAAAAAAAAGCUGGUAUUUUUGCAUAUUUGUUAACUGUCCAAUCGACCACUAUGCCUAUGAAGAAUGAAACUCAACGCCAUGACAUAUAAGGGGAAACCACACCAUUGAUUACCCGUUCGAUAAGAGCUGUAUUUCUUGUUUUUUUUGGCAGCCAUGGAUGAUCUUAUUUGAAGUGUGUGGUGUCUCUUUACAUGUUAUUGAAUGUGUUUCAUGUUUCAUGGUCUUAGUGGGGUGAUUGGUAACUGCUAAACCAGCUAGUUUUGUGUCUUUAUUUCCUGCACUAUUUUGACAUUGAUGAUAUCUCUGAGACCUCUUUUUUUAGAGUCUUAAAAUGAGAAUGAAAUGGUAC